GGUGUCAUCUCUAACCCCGGGCACUCAUUCCACCGCAGCAACAGGCCGCAAACGUCGCGUAUCCCUUCUGCGAACGCGAUAGUUUCCUUUCUAUUUCCCUACCUUUCUUCUUCUUCUUCAUUUUGUGCAACAAAUUCACCGCGAUCCACCCACCAAGGGGAGGAACUUGACAUAUUCGGAGACCAUCGAGAAAAAUUUUCGAUAGUCAUAGCAACUACACUUGCGACAUGAAGAGCUCGUUAACAUCGUUGUAUGUGCUGUCCUUCAUCUGCAACUGGGCGCUGGUUUCUUCCUCCAUAUUAACCCCCAUGAAGGCUGAUGGAAGUUUGAGGAUCUUCAAGGAUGGGCCCAAUGACUUCGAAUACGUGCUGAAGAGGCAUGACGUCGAUAGAAGUUCGGAAGAUCCUGAUUCAAAAGAACGACGAAGCAGCAUGGGGUCCUCUUUCAUUAGAUACGGCCGCAGCGAUCUGGACGGAAAUAUAGAGAGAGUUUCCAGCAGCGAUGGCGAUGGUAGCUCAAAGGUGAACAGGUAUCCUCGUUUCAAGUCACCAGAUAUCAUCAUUAGGUUUGGCCGAUCGGGCUUCAAGAACCUGAACGAUGACACACAUUACAGACACGGAAGAAAUAACUUGAAUUUUCUCAGAUACGGCCGGAACGUGCAGGUUUAUCCUCUAGAAAUCGACAUGACUGCGAUGUGCUCCGAUCUACUAUCAAAUGACGAGAUUAACGAUCUUCAUCCGUACGAGGCGAGAUUGCUUCGUCUGUGUAACAUUUUGAACAACAGCGAUAUAGAACAUAGAAACAGUCCGGACUUCUUAGAAGACCGGCUCGGUUCGAAACACAAUUAAAUAUGCUCUUGUAAUCGAUCCAUCGCGCCUAUUCAUCGGAAUUCGUGCCAAGACCCGCCGUCAACAGCUCACUUUCGGGACACUGCACCGCAAUCGAUCCCGAAAUUCCGAUGGACAACGUUGUUAUCGGCCGAUCCAUACUCAGUUAUGACUUGACGAAGACCUGUUACAUCUUUCUUCGAGCUUUUAGCCUUGCAAAUGAUUUUAUGGAGCCGGUUGAUGCUUUUGUCUUGGUCUUUCAGGUAAAACUGCGCUUAAUAGUAUUAGACAAUUACAAAUACAUCGGCAACGAAUUCUACGUCAUAUUAUUCGUUUGUUAGAAGACAAUUUAUGGAUAUUUAUUACUUACUUUACAAAAUCUUAUAUUUUCAAAUCUGUAAGAUUAUUCUCUUCCUCAAUUGUUUCAUAUUAAAACAUUUUUCUUCAGACAUCAAGUGACAUAAUUGUCAGAAACAAAAAUGGAUUUAUCAUAUUUUUCAAUUUUUCUUAUGGAUCGAUUUUAACAUUUUUACUGUGCUAUUUGGUUUUCACGGAGAUAUUUCAGUAAGUUCCUUGAAUUUUGUAAAGAUUCGAGAAGAUUUGUGGAUCGUUGUGCGAUCAUAUGUAAAUAAUGCUGUUUGAUAUUAUUUCUGUUAACGCAUUAUUAAAUUUUUUAAUGGCCAUAAUAUGGCCCCUUUUGCAUAAUUUAUUAAUUAGUAGUAGUGAACUGACGAAUGACAAGUUGUGAGUUAUAGAUUUCUUCUUUAUAAAUGUACAAUUUUACAUUAAAUAGAUUAAUCGAAUGAUUUACAUGUUAUUUGUUAUAUAUGUUUUUUAUAUAAAUUCAUUUGUAAAAUUCCAUUUGCUUUGCUAUCAAACUUGGCCCAAUUAUGUAAGAAAGUCAAUUGCUAACCUGUAACUGCUAAUCUGUAACUUGUGAAUUAUAAAAUUUCAUUAAUAAUGUUAUUCAAUUGCGCACAAGAGAGUUCAGUCAAUAAUUCUAAAAAAAGAAGAACUGUUUGUGUUGAGGUUAUGUAACCACUUCAACAGUUUGUAUUCACUUGAAUCGAUAAUAUUUAAUUAUGAAUGAUACGAAACAUGAUACAUGGAAGCAGUGAUUAUUACAAGUAACAAUUUUAUAAUUCAUUUUUAAUGAAUAAAUUUUGCCGUUUGAAGAGAUAAGCGUGAUAAUAAACGGAAGAUAAACACAGUUAUAUGAAUCACUAUAGUAGAAAUUUGGUGUAUCAAUUUAUGCGAUAAUCUAUAACGAUCUACCUCACUAAUUACUUUUCACAAAUUAAUUUCUAUUUUAUCAGUAGUAAAAAAUACUUUCCUACGAUCUUUUCAGAAUUUUAUGUCGUCGCUAAUUAGUCUAAUUAUUGAUUUAUGCCUUCGUAGAUAAUUGUAUAACCUUAAAUGAUUUCUGUUCAUAAAGAUCUAUUUGUUCGAUUAACAAAAAGGCCGACGAAUAACGUUGUACCAUAACGUUCCUUCUGGGUACUUUAAUGUACAUCCACCUGCGUAUUCAGUGUAAAUAAAGAAAAUUUCAUUGGCUUCGUAUACGUGAAUCGAGAGUCCACGAGAUUAGUCCAAAGAGAAAAGAGAUGAAAUAAAACUUGAACGUUUCUGCGUUGCAACAAUCGUCUUCAUUGUCUAUAACAAAACUAAAUCGUCAUUCCAUUGUUAGAUUGUCGAGUACCUGAAAAAAUUUUGGCUAAGUCCUAACAACCUAGCAACAAAGAUUUAUUUUAAAAUAAUAUAUUCGUUUCUUGCACAGAGUAAAGUGCAACAAACCGAACUUUUUUAAUAUAGUUAAAUUUAAUUUUCUAAAAUUAUUUUAAAUUGAUUCAAAUCAUUAUUUAUAAAUUUUCGAAAAACCAAUCGAGUUUACUUAUUGCUAGCAAACUUUUCAUUUAUUUUUUCAACAUAAAUACAUAAAAAACGCAUUACCUAUGGGAUGACCUAAUAAUAUUUACAAAUUAAUUUCGUAUUUGAGAUGAAAUGAAAAGUUGCCAAAUUGAAAUAGAGAAUUCUUACCUUGUGAAACUAGAAAUAAUUGUGUCGCGACUAUAAUAAUUUUCCUUUUUCUUUUUUUAUUAGCAGAACAUAUUUUGUUAUCUCUUUUUAGAGUUUUAUGGACCUAGUUAUUAUUUUCUGGAGUAUUCUACAAUUUGAAUAGGAACUAGUAUUAUGUUACUGUACAUUGUCUGUAACCUGAACGUUAUUCUUAAAGUGAAUGUAAAUUUAAUACACGCGUAUAAUUAAAUAAUUAAAGGGACAAAAAAAGUGACUGGAAA
This is a messenger RNA of Bombus huntii, 3124 nucleotides long. Its product is annotated as FMRFamide-related peptides-like. The transcript is spliced from 3 exons. NCBI's taxonomy places the organism in Eukaryota, Metazoa, Arthropoda, Insecta, Hymenoptera, Apidae. The coding region runs from base 228 to 848 and encodes 206 amino acids. The record is from RefSeq and is a predicted model, not a curated record.